Messenger RNA from Culicoides brevitarsis, 2897 nucleotides. RefSeq names its product protein unzipped (gene uzip). NCBI's taxonomy places the organism in Eukaryota, Metazoa, Arthropoda, Insecta, Diptera, Ceratopogonidae. The coding region runs from base 1093 to 2481 and encodes 462 amino acids. The record is from RefSeq and is a predicted model, not a curated record. The transcript has 10 exons.
UGUUUUCGUGCAUUUUCCAGCUGAAAAAUCGUUUUUCUCGCAGAUUUUCAUCAAUUAAAAAAGAUUAAAAAAUUAGAAAAAAAUAUUUAAAUUUUUCCCGAAAAAUUUGAUUAAAAAAAAUUAAAAAAAUAAUCAGUGAAUUAAAAAAAAUUAGUGUUGACUCAUUUAUUGCGAAUUAUCAUGCAAUAAAUUAAAGAAGAAAAAAAAUAAAAACAAACAAAUUAAAGUGAUAAGAGAUAAGAAUAAAAAGGUUUCCGAUUUCAUAAAGCGAUCUAAAUAAAGUGACACAGAUCAUUAACAUUAAUUUAAAUAUUUGAACAAGCUGUGUGUUGUUAUUAAAAUAUUGGCGAGUCCAAAAUUCAAGGGUAUUAAAAAAGAAUCGAAAAAAAAUCGAAUGUGUUUAUCAAAUAAAAUAAAAAUAAAUUAAACCAGUUUAUCGAAAAUUAAAUCCGAAGUGACAUCAAUUUCAUUUGAUUCCAAAAAAAAAAGAGAUUAUUAAAAAAAAUAAGAGAAAUAAAGUAGUAAUUCGCAAAAAAAAUCACAAAGUGUAAUAAAAAAAAUUAUUGCGGAAGAAAGAGAUAAGAUAAGAUAAAAAAAAAUCGAUCGAAGUUAUCGAUAGUAAUUAUAUUGUCCAAGUUUUUAUCGCAAGUGACAACAUAAGUGCAGCUGCGAACGAAGAAAAUCGCUCCAAACUAAUAAAUAAAACAUAAAACGUUACACAACACAUUGAUUGGAUACUUCCUUUAAACAUUCAACACUCAUAUUUGUUAUUUUUUUCAUAAACUGGAGCUGUUUAGUAGUGAAUCAGCAUAAUAAUAUAUCAUUAUCGGAAUUGAUCUGGACAGCAUCUUUUUUUAGAUUCGGUCAUUCUCAAUAACUAUUGACGCGCCGACAAAUUAUAUUAUGAAGCAUUAAAUUUCGAAUGACCAUUUUUGUUGUUGUUGAAGCAUCGUCGUUGAUAAGGAAACGUUCUUCUUUUAUUUUAAAUGAGAUCCAAAUGACAAUCCAGUAGAUGAUACAAAACAAUUGACAUCGCUAGAACGAAACAAGUAAUUCAAAGUAAACCAGAGAACAGAAAAAAACGGACAAAAAAUGUCUACCACAUCAAUUAUAAUAUCAUCAAUUAUCUGUGCAGUUUGCCUAAUUGAUUUAACUUUAGCUGCAUCCAAAAGUGUCUUUAGAGUAAAAUAUUUCGGCAACACGCAGCAACUCGUGACAUCUGACACACUUGCAUGGGAGCCCUAUUCCGGCGAUGAGCAACAGCUAAAAUAUGCCGUGAAAGGCGCCUCUUAUUACACAGCAAUUUCCGACACGGGCGUUCCCGUUUACGUUUGCCGGAAUCUCGUCGAAGGCAUUGCGACAGCGGGAAAAACUCGCGUUCACGCAAACGGUCGAACAGUGUGCGAAGUCUCAACGUCGUCGGAGAUCAGAACACAUCCCGUCUUUGAAAUUCUCAUCAAUCGAGGACAUGGGGCGAAAUUAACGUGGAAACCAUGGUCGAAAUUCAGUGGGCGCGUACCUUUGGGAGCAGUUAGUGUGACGUAUACGGGACACAUUGAGGACCAAUAUGUUGCACGUCACAAAGUCAACCCACUCAAAGAAGAUCAAUCACACAUUUUGGGAUGGGACUAUCUCGUGGGAAAACUCGAUCCCAAUAUUGGACUUGGAAAAAUCGUUGUCAGUGACUCCGAACGAGUAUCGGAUCACGAUGAAGGAGAAGUCCUAAUUGAAACCGAACCCGUGAGAUACGAGCUUCGCCGCAUCAAAAUCGACAAAUACCGACGUCGGGAGAGCUUCAAUUCGACUGUUUUGGCAACAAAAACGUUGGAAAAUCCACAAGAUAUUGAAUCACUCGUUGAAUCCGUGUUAUCUUACGAAUUUAAACAAGAAGAAUAUUGGGGAAAAAUUGAUGGAGUUGCCAUUGCUUUGCCAACAGAAGUACACGAAACGACUUUCCCAACCACUAUUCAAUGGGCCAUCAAAAAAUCACAAACUAUUUUCGAAACCAAGGAAGUUCGUGAAAACUUACCUCCAUUUACCGCUGUGAAUGUCACCAUCAUUGGCAAUUACACACGACUUGAAGCCCCAUACAAAGCCACAUUAAUUGCAUACUACGCUGACAACUCUGACGGCAUUUCCCGCAAAAUCGAGGGAAUGGUACAAAAGGCAGAAAUGGCUGAUGUCGUUAUCGAAUACGGACCAAUUUACUGGACACGCAACAAUACUCUUUAUCCGACAACAACAACUACUACCACGACGACAACAACAACAACUACAACUCCCAAAAGUACGACGUCGAAAAAAGUAAAUCCACGCUUCGAUGAUACUUUUGAAAAUCUGGAAGACGAGGAAAAUAUCAUAAAUCACAAGGAACAACCGAAAAAUGCUCCAGUUUUGGGAAAUGACGCCAACUCUGCUGCAAGCGUCUCAAUCAGCAUAGCAGUGAUGUUAACUACAGUAUUACUGAAAAUGUGUAUAUGAAAAUUCUGUCGACUUUAUUAAUUUUUUUAAUUACGAAAAAAAUGAGAAAAAUUCUAAGUUUAGCUAAAAAAUUUAAUUAUUUAAAACUAACAUUUCCAGAAAAAGUCAAAAAGAAUUUAUUUCUCUUUAAUUUUUAAGAUUAAUGUUUUAUAUAUAUCAAUCAAUGUACAACGUUGUAACAAGUAAAAAAAAAAAACUUUAACUGUAAAAACAGUGUUGAACACAAAAAAAAAAUAAUUUUAAAAUAUUUUUUAAAAAAUCUAUCAUAUUACCGCCAAAUUGCUGAGUCUCUUGCUCGAACGGAUUAGCACAAAUCAGCUUUUGUAAAUAAAUUAAAAUUAAAUUAAAUUAAAGAAGAAUGAAAUUAGUUACUCAUUAAAAACCAAUUAUUAAAUAGCUACAAACAAUAAAAUAAA